CCCCCUCACGCUCCACCGCUGCUGAAGCAUCACUAGUUAGCUUUUAGCAAUUUUGUGCUGUUGACGAUUGUUGGGUAGCUAACUUCUCACUUAAAUGUACAGUUCCAGACUUUACACACUCUGGUAGCGAAACUUAAAUCCAGAAUGUGCUCCGUCGUUGGGUGUGAGUCGUGGCGUCGCAGAGCUCAACAUUUCAUUCUUCCAGCAGACCCAGAGAGGAGACUGGAGUGGGUCCAGUUUCUCUUCGAAGUCAAUGGUCAGAGACUUAAAGAAACCUCAUGGACUGACAUCCGUGUUUGCAGUGAACACUUCACAAGUCACUGUUUUCUAACAGUGACUCGAGCUGCUGGUUCGACCCAGCUAAAAUCUGAUGCUGUACCAUCAGUGUGUUCGCCUGACGAACCAGAGUCCAAACAGGAUAUUAUUCAGCCGAAAUAUCCUGACCAACUUGAAUAUAACCAACUUAACAAAUGCCAUGGUCCAACUCCAGGAUCUUCAACAUUAAACAAAGAGGAGAACUGCUAUUUAACGAGCGUCCCUGCAAGCCCAGCAUCAAGCGAGGCCUCUGAAUAUUCAUCAUCAUCAGAUUAUUGUAAGAUGCUGGAAAAAAUUGAAAACCUUGACAUUAUCAAGGAAAAAGUUAGCAUGCUUCGGAUGAGUAAGAGGUACAUUGUAAACGAAAAGCAGCUACUCCAGCUGUUCAGUGCCACUUGCCCCAUGUGUCAAUCUGAAGUAAAAACCGAGAAAGUGGUCUGUGGAGUCCUGUUAGUCCUGAACCAGCAGUGCCGGCAGUGUGGCUACAAGAACCACUGGAAGAAUCUGACCCAAAACAGCAUUACUGCAGUGUCAGAAGAUCAUCAGACCAAAUGCAUGGAAAUAUUUUUAGAGGCAACAUCUACAAAGACAGUAGAGAUCAGUGAGAAUGUCGAAGUUGUUGACAAGGAGAGUGAUCACACCACAGAAUCGGAGGAAUCCAGCGAUCCGGGUGAGGUCAAGGACUCAGACGACAGCUGGGACCCAGACUCAGACGACAGCUGGGACCCAGACGACGAGCUUUCAGUUUUGGAAUCUGAGAAAGAGAGCUCUGACGAAGACGUCCACAUGCAUGGUAGUCUGAAAAACAGGGAACUCUGCACAGAUUGUGGGAUGUUUUUUGUAAAACGAAAGCCUCACACCUGUGAGUAUAAAAUUAAGCCCUUCUCUUGUAACACCUGCGGGAAGAGGUAUGCCACUGACCACGCCUUAACUCUUCACAAUAGGGUGCACAGUGCAAACUAUGAGCAUCCUUGCAAAUAUUGCCGUGUUGGGUUUAAGACAAAAGUAGCCAAAAAGGCCCACGAGCAGACUCACUUAAAUGAAAGUAAUCCUUUUAAAUGUCCCGAAUGUCUGGAAACAUUUGCCACGUACAAGAAGCGCAAAAGCCACAUGAGGAGACACUUGAAGCCAGGGCCGCUGAAAUGUCCCGUUUGUGGGAUCGAAUUCUUUUGGGCUGUGGCUCUCCAGAGACACUCGAUGGUGCAUACAGGGGAAAAACCGUUCAAGUGCUCGGUGUGCCAGCGUGCCUUCAAACAGCCCAGCCAUCUGAAGUCCCACAUGCGCCUGCACACAGGGGAGAGGCCUUACAAGUGUAAACAAUGCGAUAAAUGCUUCAAUCACAACGUGAGCUUGAAGAGUCACGUCCAGCGUUGCCAUCAACAUAAAACGACAAACCUGAAGGGAUGCGCUGAUGGUGGCCCCGAAGUAGAGGAUGCGCAGCUUGCAGAAAAGGAGGUGAAAACUCAGAGGAGGACGAGGAGGACCCUCACAGGUAGACCAGUCGGGAGACCUAAGAAGAACCCCAGAGUCACAAUGUCCGAAGAAAAAAAAGAGUCUGGCCGAGCUGCAAAACCCAAGACGGCCAAAGUAAGAAAGCGAAAACCAAAGAAAAAGCCGUCUAGCAGUGAAGAAGAGGAGGAGGAGGAGCUGAGUGAGAGUGAGGAAUCUUUGGACUUAAUGGAAGAAGAGGAGCAGUAGCAGAAUGAAGAUGUGAGAUCAGGCUCGUAAGCCGAAAGCUCAAGAGUUUGACCUGACAGAAAUGGCAUCUGUAAGAGUUCAAGAAGCCCCAGAAAAAAAUGUUGAGGAAGCUUAAAUUAUGACUCAGUUUGGGCCAAAUUCUCCUUUUGCCGAUGUAGAGUUAGUAAUCUUUGGUAAUAAAAGGUAAUUCUCAGGUCAUUUAGCAUGGUAUAAAUCAUUUUUGAGAUGCUGUUUUUUUAAAGUGGACUAAAAAUACUGUAAAGAUACAGUAGUUCAAUCUUUUGAGAGAUGUCUGCUUGUUUUAAUUGAAAGCGAGAGAGAGAGACCAUGUUCUUGCCUGACCUUGAUUUUUGUCUUUCUGGUUAUUUAACUCUUGUACAAAUGUUUAUUUGGAAAAAACAAAACAUUUGGUACAAUUAAAGUCAGUACACUGUUUUAGCUGGUUGGUGGUACUUUGUGUAUCAGCUUUGACUAAAUUGAACUAAAGUUGUUCUUCUACAUUGUUCUCAUAUUUUGGUUUUAUGUAAACGUAGUUGGAUGACUUCGAUACAAGAAAUGUUUUCAGCAUAAAGUUGCUAAAAUAUUUUUGGCUCUGUCCAGCAGUCAUUUUAGUGGCAGAAAUGGUUUGUUUACAGACAUGAAACUGAAGCAGGAAGAGAUGAAAUGGCAACUAAAUGGCAACAAAUGUUGCUACAAAGAAAUGGGAACAAUUUAGUGAUUGGGUGGAUUGACCCAAAACUCUCCUGGACUCUUUCCUCCACUGCCUUCGCAGGUGUUGUUUUCAUAUCCACACCUAAGUUAAAAAAUUAAAAGCUGCAAGUCAGAUGCAGUUCUGCUACUCUCCAAUAAUUGUGUUCACACGAAGCAGAGCUUCACAUGCUCCACACCCAUGUGAAGCUCUGCAGCUCUUAGCGUGGUGCACAUCUGUCACACGUGAUGUGUUGCAGAUCACAAAACAGCCACACUCUUCUGUUCUUCAUAUAUGAAGAACAGAAAUGUAACAAGCUUGACUUUAGUCUUACAACAAAUGCAGAAUUUAAUUGCUCCAUUCAUUUUCUGUUGGUUGAAAGUUUUUAGUUUUAAACUUAAUUUGGGAUUAAACUCCAUUUUUUAAAAUUGAAUUAUAACGGGUGAGUGCACUCCCUGUGCACCUCUUUGAUUUAGUAACAUUCUGCUGUACAAACCGAGGACACUCUAAUCCUCGAUUGGCAUCAUUGUUUGUUUCAACGUCUGGGUGAGCAGAUAAAUCCAGAUUUGUCACUGUGUGUCACUUUCACUGAUGAGCAAACUAAUCCCCUGGUGGACAGCCAAGAUGGGAUGAGUUAACAUGAGGAAUAAUGGCUUAUGGGUGAGGAAAACAAAGAAAGAUAAGAGCAAAUAGGACUAGUUUUAUUUCCAGUGGCCCAAAGUUAAAAGCUGCACAAAGUGUGGAUGUCCUUUUUCCAGACUGUCAAACUCUUGGCACAAAAAAAAACCCUUCAGCCUUCUGCAAAGCUUUGGAAAAUAUUGGUUACAUUUUAUAGAGAAAUGCCAAGUGAGACCUGUAAGUGGACCCACUUGAAUGUUACAUGUGUGACACACGAAACAUUUCAGCGUUUAAGAAAAGCCCUCAUUCAGCUCUGUCUGCUGCAGUAAUAUGAUGGUGUUUGACUUCCAAAUUGAAGCACAGUCAGCAGCUUGAGCAGAAAAAUAUAUCUAUUUUUUAAACUUUGCUUCUUGUCUAUUUAGGUAAAAUUCUGCGACAUCUACACCACAUUGGACUGUAAAAGUUGCACAACAAUUUUUUUUACAGUACACAAAAAUCAAGAGAUGCUUAAAUGUUUUAAAAUAGUCUAUGUAGUGUGGUUCCUGUUAUACUGAAAACAUACAGGCAAAUGUUUGGUCUAAGCAUAAAAAUAUAU
Messenger RNA from Xiphophorus maculatus (southern platyfish), 3914 nucleotides. RefSeq names its product zinc finger protein 557-like. The record is from RefSeq and is a predicted model, not a curated record. Gene Ontology annotation, molecular function: DNA-binding transcription factor activity, RNA polymerase II-specific; RNA polymerase II transcription regulatory region sequence-specific DNA binding. Gene Ontology annotation, cellular component: nucleus. NCBI's taxonomy places the organism in Eukaryota, Metazoa, Chordata, Actinopteri, Cyprinodontiformes, Poeciliidae. The coding region runs from base 145 to 2013 and encodes 622 amino acids. The transcript has 5 exons. Gene Ontology annotation, biological process: regulation of transcription by RNA polymerase II.